AGUAAGCAUUGACUUUUUAUUAGCAUUUAACAACCCUGCACACACACACACAAAGCAGGCUAGGAACGAUGGAAGGAAGGAUUGAAGUUUAGCGCGUUUUUAGUUUUCCUUUUUGACGGAAAAUUGAUCAAAAUUUUGAGUGCAUUUUUAUAUUUCUUUUUGGGAUCCAGUUAGUAAUAGUAAGGAUGAAUCCGGUCUUCUUCUACGGCUAUGCGGCAGCUGGUGUUGGGUUUGUCAUUUCCGUGAUUUAUCUGGGGCUGUUUAACAUCUGCCAGCAGCGAAAUCUGCGCAUGGUCCUGGAGAACGCCACAUUUCGACAGUUUUACGAAGGCAUCAGACAUCAUACGGUAGCUCAACGGUACUGCAAUCGUCAACGUACGAAGCUGAUCACUCGACGCAUGCUGCACAAAAUCAAUCAACUCGCCCCGAGGGUUCAUCUGCUGUCGGAAGGGCCCCGUUGGAAGUUGAUCUACACGCCGGGUGGUGAUAUACGGGCGAUACCCUUGCCAUCGUAGUCGAUAAAUCAUUCUGCGCGAAAUGUCGAUAAGUGCAUCUCUGACAGAGUACAGCAUCGUUUUCCAGGAGGAUGAUAGCGAACUGCCCAUCACCCAGGGAGGAUCAUUGAGAGGAUUGAAAAAAAAAGCAUAUUAAAUCCGCCUGCCGGAGGCAAUAUGGAGAAUGUUUGUAUCUGGUGAACGUCUCCACGUCGUGAUAUAUAGCAAUCGCCUCAGUGAAAGUUGGGCUGAGAUUUGAAAGUAUUGUAUGAACUAAUUUAAAUAAUGCAAUGGGUGCAAUGGAAUGUGUUUGUUAAUUUCUGAAGUAUUUUAAGAAGUCUUGGGAAUCUACCAGUACUCGCUUCUUCAACUUAAUUUUGCCCAUAGCUGAAUAGUCAGUCAGGGAAGAUAUCCGGAUGGAAAUAUAUCAAGAUCACUCAUAAAUCAAGCGCAACCACCGAGAAUAUUCCAGUAUCAAAGGAUGACGAUUCUGUGCCCCAACCGAUCCUUGUCUUAAUUUCCUUCUUGACCCUCUCCAUAGGGCCAAACACUUGUCCAACGCAACGUUACACCCAAUUGACAAUGACAGUGACCGGCACGUGGGGCCAAAGGUUUCGUGAACUGAUCGAGACAUGACUUCAUAUCCCGCCCGAACGCCUGGUGCGCAGAUGCAUCAAUCUGCGUGACCCCACACAAGGCUAACAAAAGGGUUGCUCCAGCACACACAGAGCGACCGCCGAUGAAAGUUCAAGUUGAACUCAUCAACUCCCGUCACCGGACACGGU
This is a messenger RNA of Anopheles stephensi (Asian malaria mosquito), 1279 nucleotides long. RefSeq lists its product as uncharacterized. The transcript has 2 exons. NCBI's taxonomy places the organism in Eukaryota, Metazoa, Arthropoda, Insecta, Diptera, Culicidae. The record is from RefSeq and is a predicted model, not a curated record. Bases 186 to 515 code for a protein of 109 amino acids.